Messenger RNA from Uncinocarpus reesii 1704, 1710 nucleotides. RefSeq lists its product as uncharacterized. The record is from RefSeq and is a predicted model, not a curated record. The transcript has 8 exons. Gene Ontology annotation, cellular component: FACT complex; nucleus. Gene Ontology annotation, molecular function: DNA binding; histone binding; nucleosome binding. Bases 1 to 1710 code for a protein of 569 amino acids. NCBI's taxonomy places the organism in Eukaryota, Fungi, Ascomycota, Eurotiomycetes, Onygenales, Onygenaceae.
AUGCAGCCAGGUGAACACUCAACACUGAGCUCGCCAACGGAGAGCUUUGAAAACAUCUACCUAGAUCUUUCCAAACAACCCGGCAAGUGUAAGCUUGCUGAAAGUGGCUUGGGAUGGAAGCCGUCGGGAGGAGGCGACACGUUCACACUCGAUAAGAGCAAUGUCGGAGCUGCCCAGUGGAGCCGUGCGGCAAAAGGCUAUGAGUUGAAGAUUUUGCCGCGCACUGGCGGUGUUAUACAGCUCGAUGGCUUUCAGCAAGAGGAUUUUGAGAGAAGCAGCAAAGCGUUCAAGCUGUGGUAUGGCGUCAACCUUGAAAAUCGAGAACAUGCCCUGCGAGGAUGGAAUUGGGGAAAAGCAGAUUUCGGGAAAGCAGAAUUAUCUUUCAACGUCCAGAACAGACCCGCAUUUGAAAUUCCAUAUUCGGAGAUAUCAAACACGAAUCUAGCGGGGAGGAAUGAGGUGGCGGUCGAAUUCUCACUUCCAGCUGACGGCACCCCUAACGGACCCAAUGGGCAACCCGGAAGCAACAAAAACCGCGGCAAGAAAGCCGGUGCAGGGAAAGACGAGCUUGUCGAAAUGAGAUUCUACAUUCCUGGCACUGCAGUCAAGAAGGAUCAAGCCGACGCCGACGAGAAGAGUGUAGAUGGGGAAGAAAUCGAAGAGCAAAACGCUGCAAACCUCUUCUACGAGACCCUGAUGGAUAAGGCUGAGAUUGGCGAAGUCGCUGGGGACACGUUCGCUACCUUUCCUGAUAUAUUACAUCUUACUCCAAGAGGACGGUUCGACAUCGACAUGUACGAAAAUUCACUUCGACUACGCGGCAAAACAUAUGAUUAUAAGAUCCAGUACCAAUCGAUUAAGAAAUUUUUCUUAUUGCCUAAAAAUGACGACACGCAUACGUUGAUUACCGUUGGAUUAGAUCCCCCUCUACGACAGGGUCAGACACGCUACCCAUUCCUCGUAAUGCAGUUGAAAUUGGACGACGAAUACAAUCUCGAUCUCAAUAUGACUGAUGAACUGCUCCAGACACGCUACAAAGACAAACUUCAAGCUCAUUACGAGGAACCGAUUCACUUGGUGAUGACGAAGGUUUUCCGCGGGCUCUCCGGAAAGAAAAUAAUCAUGCCGUCCAAUGAUUUUACUAGUAACCACAAUCACAACGGAAUCAAAUGCUCGAUCAAAGCGAACGAAGGCCUCCUAUAUUGCCUCGACAAAAGCUUCAUGUUUGUUCCAAAGCCCGCAACCUAUGUCCAAAUUGACAAUAUAUCGGUUAUCACCAUGUCCCGUGUUGGCGGCGCCGUCUCAGCUAGUCGAACUUUUGAUAUAACGAUGAGUCUUAAAGGCGGCGGCGAGCAUCAGUUCAGCAACAUCAACAGAGAGGAGCAAAAGCCAUUGGAGGCGUUUUUCAAAGCCAAAAAUAUACGGUUUAAGAAUGAAAUGGCUGAAGAUACAUCGACACUCCUCGCUGCAGCACUUGAUAACGAUGAGCUUAUGGAGUCCAGCGACGAGGAGGUCUCUGGCGCUCACCGUGGGUCAGCCGACGAAGACGAAGAAUCUGUUGAUGAAGACUUCCAGGCUGAGUCGGAAUCCGAUGUGGCUGAAGAAUAUGACUCUGAGCAUGAAAGUAGUGGCAGCGAUGCCACAAUGGAUGAUGCUGACGAUGACGAAGAAAAGGAGAGACCGAAAAAGAAGAGCAAGUUGGAUAAGUGA